GUACGUCAGUUAGCUUCGCACCUAGCUGUGGCUGUUUGUUCGCUGUCAGUCUGGAGGGAGCGCAGCGAUUCCUGUCAUCUGACCGCGGGACUGAAGAGACGGACUGGGUUAAGAUAUUGGACGGAACACAUUUGGAAUGAGGUGUAGGUGAGUAAAAUUUGAUCUGACAUUUAUUAUGGUGCAGUUGAAAGAUGGAUAUCAGCGUCAUUUCUUGGUGCUGGUGGUGUUUACAAACGGGGCUGAGCGUUAACGUGAGGUGAGGAUAACGGUCGUGAAUCUGGCUGAAGCCUACUUUAAUACGAUAUUAAUACCUGUCAAACUUCAAGUUCACACUCUAAACGGUAUUUUCUAUUUUAAACAGACAAAAGUGACCGAUAUAUCUGUCUCCGUGGCACUUAUAUGGGGCAAAAUUAGAGACAUUCCCAUGGUUUCAGGGUGUGACAGCACAAUUUAAAGCCUCUAAAUAACGCAUUCACAAACACGGUAAAAUAUCAUAAUUCACUCGUCGUAAUUAGCUGUAAGAAAUAAAUGGUAUCAAAUAUUGACCUAAUUUGUUCCUGGGAUCACAUGUAGGUCAGCUCAGACAGAUAAAUAUUUAAUUUGGCUUGUUUCCACUCCAGUUGACCAGUAUUAAAAAAUAAGGAGUAGAAAAAGGGAAAUGUGUGUGUAGGUUGGAGGCAUCCUGGCAGAAAUAGAUUGUGUGAUAUUGGCCGUGUAGUAGGAGGAAAAACAGCUCUGUAGUAAAUCCAUUAUAGCCUCAAUCCUUCUCUGCCCUGGCUGUAAUCUGUUGAGAAGGGGAGGUGGGCGUGGCUUGCAGGUAGACCACACCUGUCUGAGUUACGUCAGCAAGGACUACAGGUAGGAUACACACACAAAUAGAUAAGUGCUAUAAGCAAAAUUAAGUAAUUUAAACGUGAUGGAGCCCCCUAAUCAAAUAACCUUGCCAGUUUGAUCUGCUGCAUUCAAUAAUUACAAUUGUCAUGAUGUAUCAUUCUGUGAUUAUGUGACAAUUUAUCAUUUUUUUUACAGAAUCACUAUAUCAUGAUAUCAUAGUUAUUAAGGGUCAUGUGCUAAAUCCCAACUGUAAUAUUUUGUACUGCAUUAGAACACUACAUUGCUUGUGUUACAUUGUAUUGUGGUAUAGUUAAUUGUACAGUAUUGUUUUAUAUCACAUCAUACAUCACAUUAUUCCUUCUAUUGAUUGCAUCAUGUAACAUUACGUUUCAUGAAAUCCCAGUACAAUCCAUCACUUCACAUGGGAUCACACUGGACAGUAUCAUGUUAUAUUGCCCUGCUACUAAACGUAUCACAUUGCAUUUUCUCACAGGAUAUUGCAUUGUCCUGUAUGUUAUCACAUGAUUGCUCUGCAUCCUAUCCUACUGUAUUAUAUGGUAUUGCAUUGGACCAUGCAGUAUCAUUGCAUAUGAUGUCACAUCGUGUCCAUCUACAACAGUUGUUCUGGUGGCGUUGCAUCGUCUUGUAAUGCAUUGCAAGGUUAAAGGUAAACUCCAUUAUCCCUGUGAAGGACAAUUUGUUCUGCAGCCAGGAGUAAGAAAUGCACAAGCAAUAAACAGCCUCAUAAAAAUAAUAAAAAUACAUAAAGAAAAAAUAGGAAAUGGAGUAAAAAAAAGUCAGGUGGGGAGUAAAUAAUUCAAGGAGUAAGUAAUAAGCUGGUUAUUUAAAGAGCUAAUUGCAGCUGGGACAAAUGAAUUUUGAGUCUCUUAGUCCUGCAUUUUGGAAGCUGUAUCUGCGGGUUGAACUCAGAGAAAAUAAUGAGGCUCUCUGAUUUUCUUCCUCUGUUUGUCUUCAGUGUUUCCAGAACCAGACAGGAGCAAUAACAAGAACCAUGGUGACCAAAAAGAUCCGGACAGAGUACAUGAAAAAGUUCAAAGAUCCUCGAUGGGAGACGUUUUCAAAAUGCUACGAGGAUUCUGUGAAGUACCGUCUGACCCGGCGGGUCAUGGAGCACUCUCACAAGCCCUGGUUCUGGGAGGGAUGGGACAGUGGCUCUGACUCUAGCGGUUGGUCCACUCCAAGACUGACCAGGAACAAAGUGGCCCCCCUUUCUCUGCCUCCACCAACAUCUUUGGAGGGGAAACAGAGGCAGCCCAGCCCUGCACCAAGACCAUCUUCUGAGGACGGAGGAGAGGUUGAGGCGGGAUCUGGAGAGGAGGCAGCUGUAGAUGCUGCUCCGCCCACAGGUGAGGAAACAGUUUCUGACUCUGACUACACCCGGGCAACAGUUUUGUACGCCUGAAAGUCACAAAGUAUUUUGGUGCAUAAACAAUCAGAAACAGUGAAUUUACCAACGAGUCAAUCCAAACCUGUCCUGCUAAAUUUAUCUGACUGAUGUAAGGUUUUAACAGAGACUCUCCACACUGAGUUUUUCCUGCUUUUGCUGUCUGCACUUGUUGUCCUGUUUUCUGUCCAGCUCCCAGGGAUAUUUUGGACAGUCUAACAGAACCUGAGAGGAGUUUCUUUGUGCUCCUCUCUGACAGUACGAGGGCCAGAGGCAGCAGCCAAAAAUAUUGGCGGAUUAAAGUUUCAGUGAUCAGUUUGGACUGUUUCCUCCUCUUCAGACUCAGAUUUAAAGAACAUGUCGUUUCUCUGAUUACACUCAGGGGGACACGGGAAUGAGUCAGUAGAUGUGUUUUUUCAUCAUCAUUAUUUUCAUUAUUUUUUAUUUUAGUCCUGAAAAUGAGCCAUCAUCACAGUGCUACAAAUUAAACACAGAGAAGAAAAUAAAGUUUCUUAUUCUCACCAAACUCAACUGAUUUGGUGUUUUUUUAGAUAAAUGUCAAUUUACAGCUCUUGUCAGCACAGUAUGACCCCUGAACUCUCUGAUUUUUGUCCUGUAAGUCAUGUUUUUAUCAUACAAAUCAUAUCCUGUUUUCUUUUAACAGACAAAUGCAUCGUUCAUCAAGAACCUUCGCUGAAAAAAAUGGUCAAAUGUGAAGUUUAUCACAGUAUCUGAGUGUCCAGCGUUUAGAAAAGAGGGUUCCCUUUACAUAAGGGUUUAAAAAAGGCUAAAAAUAAAAAUCCUGAAAAGAAAUUUUCAUUUUAGUUACUUUUAACUGUCUAAUUCAGCACCUGAUGGGAAACUCUGCAAAGUAAAAAUGGAUAAAAGCUCUUUUGUCAGCUGUUAAUCUUUGAAACUCUGUUCUGUAAAACUAGAACAGCCUGGUAGGAUAAGUGAAAAGUAUUAAAAAUCAUAAUAGCAAUAACAAGAAGUUAACCCCUUAAACACUAGUUUCAAACAAACUGCAGAAAUCUGAAUUGUGGAAUUGUUUCAUUGAGCUGGUUAGGAUCAAGUCAUCAGUGGUUUGAUAUUUAAAGCUUGUGGCAUAAUGAGAGAAAAGCUGCUGAAAACACAAUAACAUAGAUCAGUGGUUCUCAAGUCCAGUCCUUGAAGCCCACUGUCCUGCAUGUUUUGGAUGUUUCCCUGCUCCAACACACCUGAUUCAAAUGAUCAGCUCGUUAUUAAGCCAUUACAGAGCUUGAUAACGAGCUGAUCAUUUGAACCAGGUGUGUUGGAGCAGGGAAACAUCCAAAACAUGCAGGACAGUGGGCCUCAAGGACUGGACUUGAGAACCACUGAAACAGAUGAUGCAGGUAUUUAUUUACAAAAGUAGAUAAAAAAAGGUUCUUAAAGCCACAAUAAUAAACAAAAGCUCCCGCUAACAAGAAGCGAAAACUCUUUACACAAGGAGUGAACUUAAACACGGUUCCUGCCACCACACUGAACCACAGAGCAAGAGAAAGUCAUGAAAACCAAAAUGACAGCAGAGGCAGUUUUAACACUGAGGGCUUAAAACUGAAAAACAAAGACAGCUCCAGCUGCCUGAAACUCUGAGACAGUGUUUCUUUAAUGAAACAUGUUCUUCUCUGACUCUAACCUCAAGCGUUUGUGUGUAUUUGUGUGUGUCAGUGGUGGAAAACGGUGUGAAUGAAGCCAGCGGGGGUUCGGUGGAGGUGGCUCCAGACAACAACGGACCAUCAGACGACACAGACAAUGGUCCUGCAGACACGCAGUCUUCAGACGGUGAGCUGGUGAACCCUGCACCGAGGAGACGCCACCGCCGCCGCACCCCUAGGUCUGAGCCUGGAAACCGGGACAGUUCCCAUGAUGAUAAACCAGUUGUUGUGCGUAAACCACCCAGAGCUAAGAGCCAGCCUGCAAUCAGCACCAAGGAAAAGGAAAACAGGAGGCCGUCCAGCCGACUGGACUGGACCGAGAAGCAGACUGAGGUCAGAAGGACGCCGAAUGAUGUGAGUGUUUAAAUAUAUAGAGAAUGACGCCUUUUCUCAGAUACAAACAGGGACUGAAAAACACUGUAAAAGUGAAGUUAUCUGCCGUGAAAAAGGUACUCAGAUCUUUCAUUUUAGUAAAAGUAGACAUAUAGUAGAGUCAAACUCCUUCACCACUAAUUAAAGUCAAAAAAGAAUCAAAGUUUAACUUGACUGACUGAUGGAGAGAGCCCCCAUGAUCCAAAUCUGCUAGAAGAUAUUUGCAGAUGUGUUCAAAUCUCCAAACUCUUCGUGCAUCAUGUGAAUGAGAAAGUGAAGGAGAGGAAGUUUGGAUGUGAAAGGUAGAAGUGAGAACCUUUUCAGAGUGGGUCAGGGAGGUUCAGUUUGGAUCACAGGACACCAGAGAAGUGAAGCCGAGUCACCCAACACUGCUGUCAUCAAUAAUAAAACACUGGUGUGCUUUUCGGAAACGACCCUCUGGUUUCUCCUCUCAGAACAACACGUCUGAUGCCUGUGUCCAGACCCGCAGAGAGUCCGACAAACGGGGCUCAAACCUAGACCGCCGGCGGGCUCGCUCAGCCGAUCUGGAGAAGGUAAGGAAGUCGCAGCUGAUGGUGGUGGACGACCGCUGGAUCACCGAGUACAUGCGCUGCUUCUCCGCCCGGCUGAGGUAGAAACAGGAUCCUCCAACUUCAGAACAUGCUUCCCUACAGAGUCAGACAGUGGGGCUGGAGUUUGUUUAUUUGUUUGUUUGUUUGUUUGUGGAGCUGAAGCAACAAGAAAAAGUGAGAGCCACCUUACAGUCUGUCAAAAGAAACAACAGUCUCAUCUCUGAUUGGACCCAGAAGGAGUCAGAAAGUGGGCAGAUGUUCUCUAAAUCUUAAAUAUCGUUAAAUAAGCAACAUGACCAGGUUACGUUAGGGUCAGAAAACAUUCAUUUAAUUAAUAUUUUACCUAAAAAGACACAUUUUAUUCCUUUAUUUGUCUAUUAAAACUACAUUCCCCAUAAGCCCCAGUGUGUCUUCAUAUAACCCCACAUCGAGAGAACAAUUGCUGGAAAGAGGAGAGGAAUUUUUAGGCUCAUAAGAAGACUUAUAAGAAGAAUACUUCUCCAAAUAAACUUCGCAUGAUUUAAACUAUUAAUUUUGGGAACGAAGCAGACAGGAAUCUUUGGCAUGUUGCAUUAAUUUACACUUACUUAGACAAACCUGUUAUAAUAGAGACAAUAUUGACACAACAGAAGAAGGAAUGAUCCAAAUAUUGAAGAAGCGACUGAAUUUAAGAGUUGUGAGAACUGUAUCUGCUCUAAAUUUACUUGAUUGAUUAUUUAUGGCCUCAGUGCGCUGAGCAGUACUUUCACGUUUUUGUCCGACACCUACCUCUCCACUCCAGUUUCAGACAUUAAAAAUUACAGUAUAAAAAAUGUAAAUCUUGUCACUGAUGAUCUUAUUUGCUUUUGUGCAUCGUAAACAGACAUCAGUUUGAAUUUCAGUCAAUUUCGUAAAGGUUAAAAAAUGCUUUCAGGAGCUUUAAGAUCAGAGCAGAGUUCUAGUAUUAACGAUAAAAUGUCACAUGAUUUAAAAGCUCUUAAAUUAACAGUUUCAAAAUUUUGACAUCAUGCUGACCUGAAAUAACCCCACCCACUUUCUGACCUCUUAUCUUAUGGGGCAUAAUCUCCUGUAUUUUUUCCUCUAAGAGAGAAAAAUGACGGUUUUUGUGUUGCUUCAGCUUCCCCUUGGAGUAAAUCGCUGCUGUCAAGAGAAACACAACACCAACUUUAUGACUGAAUCACAUUUCUAUUUAGGGAAGUUUUUGUAGACUGUGGUGCACCUUGAUGUCCUCUUUUUAGUCAUUCACCACAGAAAUAAUGAUGAAGCUUCCAAACUGAGAGAUUCACUGAAAAACAAACACAUCUUUAACAUCCAGAAAUCAGAUUUCUGAUGGUGACUAUUCUCUUUCCAGGGGACUCUCACCUCCUUAUAUGGCAUCUGAGCAGAUCUCCACUGAUCAUGUGUCAAAGAUCUGAUGCUUAUUGAAACCAUGAGCUCAAAUACGACUGUUAUCAUCUAAAUUUGAAGGAUUUCUGAAGUUUCUUCCACUUUUAAAAGUUUGUUUCUCUCUGAUGGCAGCGACUCCUCAGAAACAAUGCGACAAGCUGAAGUCUGAGUUUCUGAGGAAGUUGAACAAACAUUAAGGGAGUCUGGUCUUUCAGAGUUUUUAUAAGGAGUUAAAUAUGAAUAUUUGAAUGUCUUAAGUUUCUGAGCAUGAAAGUCUUGAUGUAAAUGUUUAUUUUCUCAGUCAUUUUCAGCUUUGACUUAAAAAGGCAGCUGUGUGUGUGUGUGUGUGUGUGUGUGUGUGUGUGUGUGUGUGUGUGUGUGUGUGUGUGUGUGUGUGUGUGUGUGUGUCUCACUCAAAGGCAGCAGAAAGGACCAAACCGGAGUAUUUUUGAUAUUUGACUAUUUUGGAUGCAAAGAUUUGAAUCAAGGUUACUUAGAAACAUAAAAAAGACAUUUAUCAAAAACUUGACAAGUAUUUAAGGUGUUUUGUGAGUAAAAACGUGUUUUAAUCUGUGCUACAUCCAUAAUAAUCGCAGAGUUGACCUGGUUUUGCAGCUUUGUCAUGUUGAAGUGCAGUCUCUUUAAUAGUAAAUGCUAUCAUGGUGCUUUUAUUAUAAUCUGCUGGAUUUAUUCCUCUUUCAUCAGCAAAGAACCAAUGAUCAAAACGGAUCAAUCACACAGUGAUCAGAGCUUUUUCAGCUGAUGCUUUAACAGGUCUUUUCAAAUGCAGCUCUCUCAUAUUUUUCUGUUUUGUUGCUGAAGGCAGCUGAAGUGUUUUGUGUUUUAUAAUCCAGCUUUCCUUCCUCUCAAGCACGGGUUUAAUACCUCACCUAAAAUAAAAACCACCUCCAAAAAAAGAAAAAGAAAUACUCUAAUGAAUUUUAAAUAUUCAGGGUCAAAUGAGCAGAGAGUUUACAGUAAAAAAAAACUGAAAUGUUUCAUAGAGUUUGAGAGAUUCUGGCAGACGGACUCGUCUGAACUCAAGAUGAUCAUAAGAUUUAUUUUACAAGUCUGUAAUUCCUCAAUUUAACACCUUUAUUUUCAACGUUUAACCACCUUAUAAAGCUAAAAGUUCAUCAAACAAAAAACUAUUAUGACUUUAAAUAAGAUCUGUCAGUUGUUUGGAGUUUAGCGCCCCCUUUGGAUAGAGCGUGUACCUCAUUUAAAACUGUUAUUUGUAUUCAAUCAAGUUUAUCUUUGACAAACUAACAGAAAAGAGAGCUGGAUUUCCUGAUCCUUGGCAGAAAAGGGAGGAUUAAUAAUCUGGAUUAAAUAUUUUUAACACCUGAGUCCAUGAUCUGUAGUUUACUAGCAGAAAUUCAACUGUAAGCGUAAGAUCUUUAGAGAGAAAAUCCUUAAUAUGGAAGAGUGAGGUUUCAGAAAUACAAGAAUGAACUCCUAGAUGAACAAGAGAAAGACCGAAAAUUAAAAGAAUAAAACAGAUAAAUGUUUAAAUACUUCAGUUUGUCAGUCAUGAGGAUGUACACUUUUAUAGUUGAGUAAAACAUUCAAUAUUUCUCUAUAAUUAUUUUUUUUAAUGCAGACAGUCGGCUGCUCCUCUGACCCUCCCUUUCAAAAUAAAACACUUACCAUAUUCUCCUAAUACAGUGGUUCUCAAGUCCAGUCCUGGAGGCCCACUGUCCUGCAUGUUUUGGAUGUUUCCCUGCUCCAACACACCUGAUUCAAAUGAUCAGCUCGUUAUCAAGCUCUGUAAUGGUUUAAUAACGAGCUGAUCAUUUGAAUCAGGUGUGUUGGAGCAGGGAAACAUCCAAAACAUGCAGGACAGUGGGCCUCGAGGACUGGACUUGAGAACCACUGGUCUAACACAAUGAUUUGAUUCUGAAUUGGUAUAUCAAUGACUUUAUGUUCCUUAAAUUCAACUUUAUCCAGAUAAUUAAGAUUUGAUCCUUUCUCUACUUAGUUUUAAAACUUCCUUGUCAAAGCCUGACAAUUUUACCCUAUUAAUAUUGGGGCAAAUAUUCUUGUUAAUGUCUGAUUUUAUUCUCUUUUAUUUAAAUCAUACUCAUAAUUUGAAACUUUUUUUUCACUCUCUUACCUGAGUAACAGGAUUAAUAUUUAAAUGUUUAUUAGGGUUGAGAUCGGUCACUUGUAUUCCUUACCACCAAAGCUGUGGUGAGUAAUUGAGGAGUUACAGACCUGUUUUCAGUCAUUUACCUUUAAGUCUCAAUUCACUCUCAGUUUGGUGUUUCUGUCCUGUGACGGGCCGAAUGAGAAAAAAAAGGGAAUAUUUCAAACUGAUAAAAUUCACAAAUAUUUAACAUUUAUAAUAUAUUGAAAGUAUUUUGGACUAAACUGUGAGUGUUUGUGGUGAAGUUUACUGACUGUUUCACCUGUUUGUUUGUUUGUGUAUUGACUGUGUCUAAAGAUUGUAAAUACAUGUUAAUGUCAAACUGAGGGCUAAAGUUCUUUAUCUGUUUAUUUUUCGUUAAAAUCUGAACGCUGGUAAAAUGAGAAUGUUUCAAAAUGAUUUUCACCUCCUCACUCUGAAUGUCAAAAAAAAGGGGUUGUCUCUUUUAUUGAUUUCACCCCUAAAGCUUCAACACCUCAUUCUCACGUUUGAGAUAUUUGUUGUUUGUAUCUAGAGUUAAAUUUGAUUUGUUUACUUGUAAGAACACAGGUCAAGUUACAGUUCAUAUUAAACAUGUUCUGGUAUUUAAACGUGUUAGCAUUUGAAGAAACAUGGAUAUGUAAAAUGUUAUGAAACCUGCAGGAAAAAACACAAAAAAAAAUGCAGAUUUGGGAGUUUUAGUCUCAGGAAAAGGUGAUACUGUCUUAUUCCACUAAAAAGAAUACAGACUAAAACAAUCUAAGAAAAAAUUCCUACAUUUCCUUUUGAGACUCCUUAAACUGAAAUAACCCUGAUAUUGCAGGAAAAGCAUCAUCUCAUUGGGCUCUUACUUUGACUCUCCACCAUUGCUGUUUUUAAUUCCUCUUUUUUUCAGCUAGUAGAAGUUUUGAUAUUUGAGAGCGUGUGUUUUAGCUCCAUAAUUAAAUUUGAAAAUGUGGUGUAUUGUUUUAAAUCUCUUUGAAAGUGGAUUAUCAAGACUUUGGUGACAGGAAGAGUUUGUAGUGGUUUGAAUGUUCAUGUUUUUGGAAGUUUUUGUUUUUCUCCACCUUUGUACCUCCUAAGGUCAAAGACAUUCAGACAAUCACACAGUGAAGUAUUUUAGUGUUAUUGAGAGUAAAACCCUAAAACCCUGUAUUAAAAAGCUGAAAACAAACACCAAACUUAAGAAUAGAAGGUGAGGGGUCUGUGAAAUGACUGUUAAAAGACAGUGAUGUGUUGUCUUGCUGUAUCUUUACUGACGCUGUGAGUUGAUAUGGAGUCAGGGCAGGAUGUGAUAUUAAAUAUGUAUGUUUAAAUACUUUAUUUUAUCCUCUGAGCUGGUUUACAUUUUUGCUCACUGUAUUUCUAUCUGAAAACAUGCACAACUUCUAUUUUCAUCCACUCUGCUGUGAAUAAAUCAGAUUUGAAUAAAACAGCA
This is a messenger RNA of Xyrichtys novacula (pearly razorfish), 9811 nucleotides long. The record is from the annotation of a GenBank genome assembly. Lineage: Eukaryota; Metazoa; Chordata; Actinopteri; Labriformes; Labridae.